Molecule: messenger RNA, 5228 nt
Organism: Cariama cristata (Red-legged seriema)
Lineage: Eukaryota; Metazoa; Chordata; Aves; Cariamiformes; Cariamidae
Product: histone-lysine N-methyltransferase ASH1L-like
Exons: 2
Molecular function (GO): DNA binding
Source: RefSeq, a predicted model, not a curated record
UGUGGAACAUAUCUCUGUAAAUCUUCCCUAAAAUUACCCGAAGGCAUAUAUUCCGCCUGUGAUGGACCCUCGGAAUACUGCUAUGUUAGGCUUGGGUUCUGAUUCUGAAGGGUUUUCUGGGAAAAGCCCCUCUGUAGUAAACAUUGGCACAUUGGUGGGAAAAGCAGAAAUAGAGCUAGAAAGUUGCACCAAGGAAGAAGACGAUAGUAAGAAGAGUCGGGAGGGGAACAGUAUCGAGAAUGGGAAGAAUGAGGCUCUGACUGAUGCACAGCAACAGUUUUCAGUGAAAGAAACAAACUUUUCAGAGGGAAACUUGAAACUGAAGAUUGGUCUUCAAGCAAAGCGAACAAAAAAGCCUCCCAAGAACCUUGAGAAUUAUGUGUGCCGGCCUGCCAUAAAAACCAGCAUCAAGCAACCAAGAAGGCCGCCAAAGAGUGGGAAGAUGACAGAUGAGAAGAACGAGCACUGUCCUUCAAAACAAGACCCUUCAAAGUCGUACAAGAAAGGUGCGGAAGUUGCAACAGUUGAAUUACAUGUGGAAGAAGGUAUACAAGUAGAAACAAAUCCUUUGUCUAAGAAAGUUUCCCCAUUGCACUCUGAAAUGACAGAUUAUAUAAAGUCAUCUCCUCCGACUCUUAUCAGUAGCCAUAAUUCUGAAUUAAAGGAUAGGACACAAAUUAACGGAGCAACAACUGUAACAGAAAAAUUGGCUCAACUUAUUGCAACUUGUCCUCCUUCAAAGUCUUCCAAAACAAAGCAGAAGAAGCCUGGAAAUGGAACUGCCUCUGGUUUGGUUAAGGACUCUGGGAAGAAGCUACCAGGAACCAUAACUGCAAGUGGGUUAGUUAAUAAAGAUUUGGUAAAGAAGUUGCCAGGAUCUAGUAUUGCCGUUGGAUUGGUUAACAAGGACUCAGGGAAGAAGCCAUUAGGGAUUGGUAGUGCAGCCAUAUUGGUUAACAAAGACUCUGGGAAGAAGCCACAAGGGAUUGCCCCAUUAAUUGGAUUGGUUAACAAGGACUCUGGAAAGAGGCCACCAGGGAUCAGCAUUCCAACAGGGUUAGUUAACAAGGACUCUGGAAAAAAACAGCCAGUGACCAGCUCUGCAGUUGGAUUAAUCAGCAAAGAUGUUGGGAGGAAACUUCCAGGUAUUGGCACUCCAACUGGAUUGACUAAUAAGGAGUCUGUCAAGAAGCCAGCAGGGAUUGGCACUCCGGCAGGACUGAUUAACAAGGAUGCUGGGAAAAAGUUGUUGGGAAUAAAUAGUUCUACAGGAUUGGUUAACAAGGAUUCUGGGAGAAAGAUGCCGGGGACUGGCAAUACGACGAUUCUGACUAGCAAAGACUCUGGAAGGAAGACACCAGGGAUUGGCAGCCCAGUGGGACCAGUUAACAAGGACUCUGGGAGGAAGAUGCCAGGAAUUAGCAGUCCAGUGGGAUUGGUUAGCAAGGACUCUGGAAAGAAGCCAACAGGAAUCAGCAGUCCAAUUGGUUUGGUUAACAAGGACUCUGGAACUCUGAAAGCAGACUCUCUUAUGCCUGCCUCAGAGCCCUUUAAGCUUCCUUGCAAUUCAAACCUCAGUAGCCUUGAAAGCCAUGAGACUACAGAUUUACUGAAGGAAAAUACUGCUGGCAAAACAUUUGAGAAGCAUAUUAUGAGACAGAAUAAAGAGAGUAUCUUGGAAAAGUUUUCAAUUCGGAAAGAAAUUGCUGAUGUAGGCAAAGAGAUGUUUAAUGAAGGAAUCUGCGUUCCACAGGAUGCUUACUCAACCAGUGAAAAAGGGAUUUAUGAAACAUCUAAGCAUGAAAAACAGCCUCCGGUAUAUUGCACUUCACCAGACUUCAGAACAGGAGGUGCUUCAGACGUAUCGACAGCAAAGUCCCCAUUUAGCGCGGUAGGAGAGGGAAAUCUCCCAUCGCCUUCACCCACAGUGUCUGUUACCACCUUAAACAGGAGCCUCUCAUCAGCUUCACAGUUAGCAUCUAACUCUUUGCAUUUAAGUUCCACAGCAGAUCUCUUAGAAGGUAUUUCAGAUCAGAUUGGCAAAACUCCGUUUUCUUCUGACAGUACACUUCUGAAUAUAAACAGAACAUUGAACCAUACUCUGAGCACCGAUUUUAAAGGUGCUGAUAAAGAUUUAAGUGAUUCAAAAGCUACUUAUGUAGAAACCUCAAGAACUAGUCCUUCUACAGGGAAAAAGCCCAUUUUGGCAGCUGAAACAAGCAUUCAUGCCACUGUCACUCCUUCAGUAGUUAGUUUUACAAGUUUGUUUAGUAGCAAGCAGUUCCUAAAGAUUGGUGCAAUAGCUGCAUCGGAUAAAUCCUGCCAAGGAGCAAAAAAUCUGAGCACUACUCAGCAAUCAAAACCUUUAAAGAAAAGAAAAGGAAGGAAACCACGAUGGACUAAAGUGGUGUCAAGAAGCGCGUGUCGGCCUCCAAAGGGUCUAGAACUAGAAAGGUCAGAGCUUUUUAAAAACAUUUCAUACAGUGCACUAUCAAGCAGUAAUUUGGAGCAGGCCAAAUUCUUGAAAAACGUAGGAUCGUCUUCAUUUGUGGAGCAUGAAUUUGUUACACAUCAGUUGCCAAAACUGAAUGAAGCUAACGGACAGUCUCUUGCACUGUUAGCUGAGACUGAUAAACAAACGCAAAAGUUCUACAGUACUCACAAACAACCCUCUAGUUUGUGUAUGUCAGAUGAUUUCUUACCUGACAUGUAUAAACCCAAAAGAGGAAGACCUAAAUCCAAGGAGAUGCCAGAGCUUGAAGGUCCCCCCAAAAGAACUCUGAAGAUCCCAGCGUCAAAAGUCUUUUCAGUGCAGUCAAAAGAAGAGCAAGAACCUCCAGUUUUGCAGCCUGAAGUAGAAAUUCCCUCCCUAAAACAGAGCUUAUCAGGACAACCUUUUCCUAAAAAGAGAGGGAGACCUAAAAGACAGAUCAGGUCAUCAAUUAAAAUGAAGCCACCUAUUCUUUCUGUGGCACCUUUUGUUGGAACAGAUAACUCAAGCAAGAUAGGCUCUGAAAGCGAUCAACAUCAAAGCGGGGAUUUUUUUGAGAGAAAGGACCAGCUCCGAGGGCCAGAAGAAGUCCAAAAACCUAAUAUUUGUAGCAUGACUGAUUUGGAAGUAGACUCAGACAGAAAAGUUGCCAAAAGAAAUAAUGGACAGUUAAUGAAAACAAUUAUUCGAAAAAUAAAUAAAAUGAAAACUCUGAAGCGAAAGAAACUUUUGAAUCAGAUUCUGUCUAGUACAGUGGAACCAAAUAACAAAGGGAAAGUGCAAUCUAAACUCCACAAUACAGUGUCAACUCUUGCUGCCACAUUUGGUUCAAAAUUAGGCCAGCAAAUAAAUGUCAGCAAGAAAGGAACAAUUUAUAUAGGAAAAAGGAGAGGAAGGAAACCUAAAGCUGUCCUGAAUGGUAUUUUAACUGGCAGUUCUGCCAGUUUGACAGUUCUUGAGAAGUCUGCUCAACAAGCUCCUGGUACAUCACUGGGACAAGUACUUCCCCAUUUGCUGCCUUCAACAGCUAAUAAUUCAGAAAUUCUUCCAUCUCCAGUUUGCUCCCAGUCUUCUGCAGUGAGUGGAGGACAGAGCCCUGUCAGCAGUGAGGCAGGAUUUAUUGAGCCCAGCUCAGUGCCGUAUUUACACAUCCACUCCAGACAAGGAAGUGUUGUUCAGACACUUGCGAUGAAAAAAGCUGCUAAGGGAAGGAGGAGAUUAUCUCCACCUACGUUGUUGCCAAACUCUCCUUCUCACUUGAGUGAGCUGACAUCGCUGAAAGAAGCCACUCCUUCCCCAGUAAGUGAGUCUCACAGCGAUGAGACGAUUCCCAGCGACAGUGGGAUAGGAACAGAUAAUAACAGUACUUCAGAUCGAGCGGAGAAGUUUUGUGGGCAGAAGAAGAAAAGGCAUUCGUUUGAUCAUGUUUCCCUUAUUCCACCCGAAACUUCCACCGUUUUAACUAACCUAAAAGAAAAGCAUAAACACAAAUGUAAGCGCCGCAGUCAUGAUUACCUUAGUUAUGACAAAAUGAAGAGACAGAAGCGAAAAAGGAAAAAGAAGUAUCCUCAACUUCGAGGUAGGCAGGACCCAGAUUUCCUCGCCGAAUUAGAAGAAUUAAUAAGUCGAUUAAGUGAAAUUAGAAUAACCCACAGAAGUCACCAUUUUAUACCACGAGAUUUACUGCCUACCAUUUUUAGGAUAAAUUUCAAUAGUUUCUAUACCCAUCCUACUUUUCCUUUAGAUCCUUUGCACUACAUUAGAAAACCCGAUUUAAAGAAGAAGAGAGGCAGGCCUCCAAAAAUGCGGGAGGCUAUGGCAGAAAUGCCUUUUAUGCAUAGUCUCAGCUUUCCUCUCUCCAGUACCGGGUUCUAUCCCUCUUACGGCAUGCCUUAUUCUCCUUCUCCCCUCGCAGCUGCUCCCAUAGGCUUAGGUUAUUAUGGAAGAUACCCUCCAACUCUUUAUCCUCCUCCACCUUCUCCUUCUUUUACUACCCCCCUGCCACCACCUUCCUACAUGCAUACAGGCCAUUUGCUUCUCAAUCCCACCAAAUAUCACAAGAAGAAGCAUAAACUUUUACGCCAGGAGGCUUUCCUCACGACAAGUAGGACUCCACUCCUGUCAAUGAGCACAUACCCCAGUGUUCCACCUGAAAUGGCUUAUGGCUGGAUGCUCGAACAUAAGCAUAGGCAUCGCCAUAAACACAGAGAACAUCGUUCUUCUGAACAACCGCAGGUUUCCAUGGACACUAUAACAGCUAAUAGCUCUUCUAGAACAGUUCUUGAGUCCUUGAAGCGCUACAGAUUUGGGAAGGAGGCUGUUGGUGAGAGGUACAAACAUAAAGAGAAACACAGAUGUCACAUGUCUUGUCCACACCUGUCACCUUCAAAGGGUUUGCUAAGCAGAGAUGAACAGUGGGUCAGGAGAGAGCCUUCGGAGUCUAAUUCGUUAGCACUGGGAUUGCAGACACCGCUACAGAUAGACUGUUCAGAAAAUUCCCCAGGUCUGUCCCUGGGGGGAUUUACUCCAAGCUCUGAGCCAGCCAGCAACGAUGAACACACAAAUCUUUUCACAAGUGCAAUAGGCAGCUGCAGAGUCACAAACUCUACCAGCACCAAUGGACGUAAAAAAUUAACUGAUAGCCCUGGACUCUUCAGUGCACAAGACACCUCGCUAAAUCGACCUCUCAGAAAGGAACCGUUGCCUUCUAUUGAGAAGGCGCUACAGCCCCUGUCAG